UGUAGGCUAACAUGUCUCAGCGUUGGUAGCCACUCAGCUCCAGUGUUUCACAGUUACUGGAGUAGUUUACACAGGAUUACUAGGGGAUAAUCCAUUUACAGUAUUUAGAGACAUUAUUCGCCAUCUGCCUUGUAUUUAUCUCAGCGAGGGAGCUGUUAUUACCAGCGACCGACCCACUGAGAGCAAACAGCCCCGUAAUGUCAAGAAGGAACUGUCGCGGGAAAAUAAUWUAAAGAGAUGGUGAUUAGAAGAAUCUAAGGAUGUUUGAACCUUGAGCUUGUCUUUGCUGCCUAAAGCUAUUUUAUUCAAGACUAAAAAGUUUUUUUUUAUAAAGCAUUUCUUGCCUUAAUGCAACCACUGUACCAGCAGAUCCUCAGACAUUGUCUGCCUUUUCAACUUUUGUCCAGGUGUUUUCCUUUAGCAGUGAAUAACCUCUUUCCCUGCUUCUCAGAGAUUUUUAAAAAAACUUAAUUCUAAGAUGAUGCGGCCAGACAACAAAGGUCGAAGUGCCUCUCCUCACAGGAUAACAUACAAAUCUGACUUUCAUGCCAUCAAAUGCUCUUUUGACACUGGGGUUAGUCUAGAGSCAAGGAGCAAAGCAUCCACAGUGCAUCCAAACAUGCUUCUAUCCAACUUGACUGAUUCCAUAGUGUCCAGCACCAGUGGCAGUCGGGGUCGAAUUCAAAGCGCCAGAGGGGCCAAACUCCGAGAGAACAUUUUCCUUCAAAUGGACUGUCAACAGCCAAGGCGAGGUGGUGUUCCAGCCCUGAGUUCUUGCUCAACACCUUUCCUUCCUCCUCCAAAUCCUAGCUUCCAGCUCUACAGUUCCCCUUUCUCCAGAUCCAGACACACACUUGUCAGCUCUUCUUCYGUCAUGAGCAGUGUGACCAACAUUUCUUCCUCAGAAACACCACUGCGAGGCAAAUCUUCCAGAGCGGAGGAAAUGGGAGAACUUGAUAGAGUCGCUCUGGCUCAGAGGUUUUCUGUUGCCCGAAAGUUGUUUGAGACCAAGAUGAUGGAGGGUGGAAGCAGUAGCGGGCAGGUUUUAAGACCUCUGAUUGGCAGGGGAAAUGUGGAGGGUACAGAUGGGACGAGAGAGAAGGAGCAGGGGUCAAGUGGGAACGUGAGGUGCGUAGAAGAUGAGUCUGAUAAGAAUAAAACCGUAAACCACAUUUUAAAUGUUUCCAAACCCAAGUCUUGUUUAGCGGCGGCGCCAGCAAGGUACUCUAAAUCUUCUGCACCAAACGGCCCCGGAGAAGUUCAUGACAGAUGUGAUCAAACCACAGAUKUACUAACUGAGGUCGAGAGGAGAGACGAAGCAACGCCUGACUCCUGCUCGACCCCUGAGCGAACGCUGAGGGCAGAACUCGUCGAUGUUGAGAACGAGUCUUCGGAGAGCGACGAGAACGAGGAAGAGAGGGUGUGGACAGAGGUGGACACACGGUGGACAAAGAGUCCGGACAGAGCCGAAGGAAGACGCCUGGUGGCUGAGUUAGAUGAUGUCUUUGAGGAGACACUGAGGCUUCUGAAGAGUGUGGAGCUCAGAACAGGAGAAAGCAGUUCGGUCGCUUCKACAGACGACUUGCAAAGAAACCGACUCACUGAGGAUGGAGGAGAAGGAAGAGGAGACAAGUAUGAGCAGGUUAACAAAGAAUGGGAGGGUAAGAGGGAGGAGCAGAGCAGACACCUUACUGCACAAGAUGAGUUAAUGGAAGGAGACGACAUGGAGAAAAAGACACAGUCUGGAUUGGGAGAAGGUGUUAAGCUAGACGGGAUCCUGAGCAGAGAGGUCAACACUAACAAGGAUGUGGAAGGAAAGGUAAAAAGGGAAGGUGGAGACAAUGAGGCAAGGCAAGAAGGUGAGAAAAUGAUGGGAAAAGGAACACCAGAGAACACCACCGAGGAGCUGAAACAUGUGGCAUGCAGAGGAAGUGGUGAGAGAAAGGAUUAUUCUUCAGAAGGUAAAGAGGACCAAACGGUAAUCUCUGGGAUUGAGAACAAAUCUUUUGUGUACGGGUCCCACCCAGAGCUUUCAGGACCAUUAAGACAGAAGGAGGAAAGCUCCCCGCAGAGAGAUGAGCAACUGUUAGUGGAAUACGAGGAAAUUCCUGGUCUGCCUGAGCUGGGGGGUCACGAUGAAGAAGAAUCCAAGGCUGGGAGGAGGAAGGUCAGGUUCUCCACAGCACCAAUCAAGGUGUACAGCAUGCAUUCCAACUCAGAGUACAACAGAACCAAUGAGGAUGUCGACCCAGUGUCUGCUUCUGCUGAGUUUGAGCUGGAAAAGAGAGUGGAAAAAAUGGACGUUUUUCCAGUGGAGAUAGAAAAAGGAGAGGAUGGACUGGGCAUCAGUAUCAUAGGGAUGGGUGUGGGAGCUGAUCAGGGACUGGAAAAACUGGGAAUCUUUGUCAAGACRAUCACGGAAGGAGGAGCAACACACAAGGAUGGACGGAUCCGGGUGAACGAUCAGAUAGUGGAGGUGGAUGGUGAGAGUCUGGUUGGAGUUUCCCAACUKUUUGCAGCCUCCGUUCUCAAGAGCACGUCUGGCUUCGUCAAAUUUUUGAUUGGUCGAGAGAAGGAAGGGGUGGAGAGCGAGGUGGCACGCCUGAUUAAUGAGAGUCUGGAACUGGAAAAAACAAAAACGAGAGAAAGUCGAAGCAGUGGAGAUGAGAACAGCAGCGACAGUGUGUCAGAGAGGGACUCGGUCUUUGAAGAGGAMGACGAGGGUGACGACGAAGAGGAAGACGUGUCUGUUCUGUCCAGUCUGGAAAACUACCAGCUCUGUCUGAAAUACCAGCAGCUUCAGUCAAAAUUUCGAAGCAGAAUAACUCAACUUCACCGCAGCAGAGAGAAGUUAAAGGCCUUGGAGGAGCAGCAGGUCUGCUGGCAGAACCAGAAGGCAGAGCUGAAGCAAAGAGCUCAAGAUGGAGAAGAGAGAGCUGACAAACUAGAGAGUUACUGGCAGGAGGCCCAGACUCUGUGCAGAGUUGUGAGCCAGCGAUUAGCCGAUGCCCAGAGCCAAACGGAGAGCCUGGAGAACAAAUACAGCAAGGCCAAGAGACUGGUCAGAGAGUACCAGAGCAGGGAAGAAGAGAAGGAGCAAGCACUGGUCGAGUUGAGGAGGGAAAUGGAGGAGAAAGAUAAGCAGCACAGGGAGACAGUUGAACAGCUGCAAAUCCAGAUCAGACAGUUAUCAAGAAAAGAGGCUGAUCAUGAGAGAAAGAACCAUUCUGUGGAGUCUUCAGCCACAGACUGGAAUGUUCCAGUUCCUGAUACGAGACGUCUGGACUCCAGCGCUCACAUAGCCAGAGCUCAGCUAGCUCAGAAAUCGAAGCGCCACCCACCCUCACGAGAAAAGCGCAGAGGGAGCUACAAAAUACAGCAGGAAGAAGUUGUCCUUAAGCAGCAGGACAGUCAUUCUCUGCCAGCUUACUCGAUGGUCCUGAGCAACAGGAGUGAUCCGUCCAGCACGUCUUCAGUCCCAACAUUCAGCCCUCAAAGCACCACCAGCUCCCUCCUAACCCCUCCUGUUUUCAUCAGUGACACUGUUACCCCCUCACCCUGCAAAUCCUCAGCUUCCAGAAAAUCCAAAAAGAAGUUUCCAGACUUCAGUGGCCUUCGUAAGUCUUUCAGCAAAACGAGGAUUGAAAAGCGCAGCAGAAGAUUCACCAACAGCAGCACACGUGAUGCUUCAGUACUGCCUCCUGUCAGCAGGGCAUCGUGUGGUGAUCUGAUAGAUGAGCCCGCGGACGUUCAGUCAUCAGGCUCGGUCACCUCUGUGCCUUCCUGCCUGCCUAUUCUCUGGUUUGGAGAGCGAGGGAGAGAAAAAGAAAAGCAAGAGGGGAACAGCAGAGUGAGGUUGCGGUCUGUGUCCAGCAGCAGUUUGCCUCACCUCACCACGAGCAGAAGAGAUCAAAGCACUGGCUCUCUGGUGGGCUGCUCCAGCAUGGUGGGUCAUGUCUCUGAUCAUUCCCUCUCUGGAAACUCUCACACUUGCACUUUUUCUUCCUCUGAGACUCUGGACAAUUAUCCAUUCCCCAACAAUAACAACCAGUGGCAGAGCCGCCCCGUGUCAGAGUGGAAGAACCAGCAGGUGUGUCUGUGGUUAAUUGACAUGAACAUGGAUCGGUACACAUCACAGUUCGCUGCCAAAGGAGUGGAUGGAGCACAGCUGCUAAAUAUGGACAGUCAGAAACUCAAGGCUCUCGGUGUUUCCAGCCAAAGCGACCGAUCCGCCCUCAAGAAGAAGCUGAGGGAUAUGAGAAGAGAGGAGAAAGAACAGAAAAAGGAGGACAAGAAGCUAAAAGAAGGUGAAGAGAAAGUGAGGAGGCUGAGUGAGAAAUCCACGAAAGACGUCGGAAGCAGUUUCAAAACUGUAAGAACAGAGUCGCUCUUAUAAAACCGACAGAGGAACCACCAGCACUCGUUUUGUGCAGAUUUGCGCACACACUCAUUUCUGACUUAAACCUGGUACUAAAACUGCUAGAUGGGUUUUUAUCUUGAUAUCUGAAGGUACAGGCUGAUGGUUGAGAUCACUCUGAUCUUCUAGCACCAAAAAUCAAACCAUUUGUGUGUAUGUCAUUAGAUGUGUGUGAGAUUUAAUUGUCUGUUUUUGAUAGCUCUUAAUUUAUCCUUUGAAUGUUUUUAACGUAUGCUGAUGUUCACACUCAGGUAUUUGCUGUAAAUGCUUUAUGUGUUAAUAAAUCAUGUUUUAAACUUUGAA
Messenger RNA from Austrofundulus limnaeus, 4720 nucleotides. RefSeq names its product neurabin-1. Gene Ontology annotation, biological process: calcium-mediated signaling; actin filament organization; neuron projection development. Gene Ontology annotation, molecular function: actin filament binding. The transcript is spliced from 19 exons. Lineage: Eukaryota; Metazoa; Chordata; Actinopteri; Cyprinodontiformes; Rivulidae. The record is from RefSeq and is a predicted model, not a curated record. Gene Ontology annotation, cellular component: postsynaptic density; cytoplasm; dendrite. The coding region runs from base 479 to 4396 and encodes 1305 amino acids.